GCAGACUGUCAGGCUCAUGAAAUGGAUUCAAUCUAUGAAAAUACUGAUUUCGUACUUUCAACAGUUUCUUCAGAUGAAAAAUGCUCUCAACUCAAAGGUAAUUUCACUGAACUGGAAAGUAAGAAGAAAGUCAGUCCCUCUAAGUGGACUAAAGGUCUUCUGACUCUUCUGGGUUUGGCUCUUGUUUUUGCUCUCGGGGGUCUCUGCGCUCUCUGGAUGAUUUAUAAUAAUAAGCUUGCUGAUUUUGAAACACUGAAUGAGCAGCACAUAAUGGUUUCAAAACAACUUGCAGCUCAAGUGAUCAACAGCACAGUUAUGAUAAGAGAACAAGAGGGACUUAGAACCAACUACACCAGUGUUAGAGAACAGCUUCUACCUUAUGUUGAGCUGAAGAGGAUGCAGCAGUAUGCAGUGGAUGUGACUCUGGAUCCUGAUACGGCUAAUCCAUAUCUCAUCCUGUCUGGUGAUGGAAAACAACUGAAAGUUGGAGACGUUGCGCAGAAACUCCCAGACAAACCAGAGAGAUUUGAUAGAUAUUUAUAUGUCCUGGGAAAGGAAGGAUUCUCCUCAGGGAGAUUUUAUUUUGAGGUGCAGGUGAAGGGAAAGACUAGCUGGGAUUUAGGAGUGGCCAGAGAAUCCAUUGACAGGAAGGGAGAGUUUACACUGAGUCCCAGUGAUGGAUGCUGGAUUGUGAUUCUGAGGAAUAAUGAAUAUAAAGCCUGUGCUGGUCCUCCUGUCUCUCUGUCUCUGAGAGUGAAGCCGCAGCGGGUCGGUGUGUUUGUGGAUUAUGAGGAGGGUCUGGUCUCCUUUUAUGAUGUGAAGUCCAGCUCUCAUAUGUACACUUUCACUGGUCAGUCUUUCACUGGGAAACUUUAUCCAUAUUUUAGCCCAGGUCUAAACAAUAAAGGUGAAAACCCAGCUCCACUGAUCAUCACACCUGUCUAAUACAAUAAAUGAAUUUAUACCUAAUAUAAAAUACACAAUGACAUAUAUUUUGAAAUAAUGAUUUAUAUAAUUAAAAAUCUAAAAACA
Megalobrama amblycephala (Wuchang bream) is the source of this 1032-nucleotide messenger RNA. RefSeq names its product E3 ubiquitin-protein ligase TRIM21-like. The transcript has 6 exons. Lineage: Eukaryota; Metazoa; Chordata; Actinopteri; Cypriniformes; Xenocyprididae. The coding region runs from base 22 to 945 and encodes 307 amino acids. The record is from RefSeq and is a predicted model, not a curated record. Gene Ontology annotation, molecular function: protein binding.